AUGGUUUACCAAAAACAGUGGAGAAUAGUUCAACCAUUUAUGGCAUCUUCCAACUCACGACAGGAUGCGAGGCAUAAAAAUCACUCACCUAUCCCAUCAACACCAAAAGAAUUGGAUUUGUCCUCAGUAUUUGUGGGUGAAAUGGAAGACCGAACGUUUAAUGUUCAGAAUGUUCCUCUAGCAUGGAAUAAAUGGAAGCUCUUUCACAUAUUUCGUCAAUUUGGAAGGGUUGAUAGCAUCAGAUUCAUGAAAGAAGAUCAAAAUUCUCCUCCACUGCUGGUUUUUGUAUCUAUGAUGUCUAUUGAUGAUGCAUCUUCAGUUAUAAAUUCAUUGACUGACCAUGAUUGUAAAAUCAAUAUACCGGAGCUGUCAAAACCUCUCAAGGUCAGUUUGAUAAAGCGAAGGAAAUUUGAAAAUUUUCAAGUAAAACAACAAGCAGUUUUCACAAAAGAAACAAGGAAACCGAUAAGUCUUGGAUUGAACCUGAUGGAUCUGAAUGAUUCUCGUGAAUCAAUCUUUUAUGAUGACCGUAUUCAUCGCCACAAUUAUUUAACUUGUGGUAAAUCAACUAAGGUCAAAAUUAUUAAGCCAAUUUCAAAUUCACAGUGGCCACUGAAAUUUUAUGUUCUUGCUGAUGUUAAUGUUUAUGAAACACAUGAUUCAGUUGUCAGCAGCAAUGAAUUUGAUGGUUACUUGACAGCCUGUUUUCAUAACUCAAAUGAAGUGAGCUAUGCGUUGGUGCUAAAUAAUAGAUCUAGCACGCGAAAAAAAUCAAAAACAUUUUUGAAAACUAGUGGUAGGGUUUUUUUUUCACAUUUUAUUGGUCAUAAUUUUUUUUAUUUGAUCAUAGCCGUAAAAUUUGCCUAUAUUCAGAAGAAUGAAUUGUUAAUUGCACCACCGAGAAUAAAAGAUGGAAUUCCUCUUCGAUGUCGAGUGUUAGAAGUAUUGCCCGGCUAUAAAGUGCGUAUAUAUGCAUUGGAUAGCGGAGAAACGAUGGUGGUACAGGUUAAUAAACUUAGAGUGAUCAAUAAAUUUUUGGCAUCUAUACCAGCCAGAGCAAUUCCAUGUAUGCUUUUUGGUAUUUCCCAACCAACACCAAUGUACACACGAAUAGCAACCCAACUUUUGGAAACUUUUACCUAUUUACAAGUUCUGGUUGUAAGCUUUGAUGGUGCUUCUCACCUUGUCAGAGUACUACCUCUUGAUGUGAUUCCCAUGUACGAGGUUGGUCAACUACUCGCCGAUAAAGGUGUCUGCAGUUUUGAAUGGUCUAGUAGACGAAAGGUUUAUUCUCGUCAAAAGAUCAUCUCAGUAAGGAAAAUAAAUCGUUCAUUACCAAUUCCAAAUCGUAAAGUACCAAAAUCGAUUUCUUUAAAGCCUGAAGAAAGAACUUGCUAGUA
This is a messenger RNA of Thelazia callipaeda (thelaziosis nematode), 1400 nucleotides long. The record is from the annotation of a GenBank genome assembly. Lineage: Eukaryota; Metazoa; Nematoda; Chromadorea; Rhabditida; Thelaziidae.